AGAGAGAGAGAGAGAGAGAGAGAGACCUGCGCUCCCUUCUCACUCGUUCACUCUGGAUUUGGAGUGACAGAAUAAAUGUGCAGAGACUUGGAGGAGAGGCUCAGAGUUACUCAGAGUUACUGCGUCUGCACACACACACACACACACACACACACACACAUACACAUACACACAUACACACACUCACACACACACACACACACACACACACACACACACACACACUGUUACAGUUCGACAGCCUCAAUAACACAGACACCUAUACAAUCACACACUGCUACGGAUACACAGACUCAUUAACACACACACACACACACACACACACACACACACACACUCAUGUUGCGGGAGCUGCUGUUGGUGUGUGUGGUGGGCAGCGUGGGUGCAGCCGUGGGCGCGGGUGUGUGUCCCUCCGUGUGCUCGUGUCAACAGGAAGGAGCGCUGCUGAUCACUGACUGCUCCGAACUCGGACUAUCAUCCAUCCCUGAGGAUCUAAACCCCCUUACCUCUUACCUAGAUCUCAGCAUGAACAACAUCAGCGAAAUCCAACCCAAUGCUUUCCACAACCUGCCGUUCCUCACCGAACUGCGUCUCUCUGGGAAUCAGCUCCGACACAUCAGUGGCUCCGCCCUCCAUGGCCUCACCGGUCUCAAAAUCCUGAUGCUGCAGAACAACCAGCUGGAGAGACUGGAGAGUGAAGAUCCAUGGGAACUGCCCAACCUGCUUUCACUACGUCUGGACGCUAACCUCAUCGCAGACGUUCCCACUCAGACGUUUUCAGGCAUGCGGUCUCUACGCCACCUGUGGUUGGAUGACAACGCACUAACUGACAUCCCAGUGAGCGCGCUCAGUGACCUUUCAACCCUGCAGGCCAUGACUCUCGCGCUCAACCGCAUCACACACAUCCCCGACUACGCCUUCAGGAACCUGUCCAACCUCGUUGUGCUGCAUCUUCAUAACAACCUAAUCCAGACUCUGGGAGAGAACUGCUUCGAGGGCCUGCGCAGUCUCGAGACUCUCGAGCUGAACUUCAACACUCUUCAGGAAUUUCCCGUGGCCAUCCGGACGCUGAACAAACUCCAGGAGCUGGGUUUCCACAACAAUAACAUCAGGAUGAUUCCCGAGAGAGCUUUUGUGGGGAACCCGCUGCUGCAGACCAUUCAUUUCUACGAGAAUCCCAUCCAGUUUGUUGGAAGAUCUGCGUUCCAAUUCUUGCCACAGUUACACACUCUAUCUUUGAAUGGCGCCACUGAGAUACGGGAAUUCCCUGACCUGACAGGGACCACAAGCCUGCAAGUGCUCACUCUGACCCGAGCAGGUCUCACCAGUCUGCCACCUGAUCUCUGUCAACAGCUGCCCAAUCUCAGAGUGCUUGAGUUGUCUCAUAAUGCAGUCGAGAAUUUGCCAAGUUUUUACCGCUGUACUUCACUGCAAGAGAUUGGACUGCAGCACAAUCAGAUCAGGCGGAUCGAGCUGAACACCUUUCAGCAGCUCGCAUCCCUUCGAUCGCUUGAUCUGAGUUGGAAUCAGAUUGAGAUGAUCCACCCUGACGCCUUCACCUCUCUCCACUCUCUGCUCAAACUCGAUCUGAGCGAUAACCGGUUAUCCCGAGUCCCCCUGUCCGGCCUGAGCAGUCUUACUCACCUCAAACUGAGAGGAAACACACACCUGUCUCACUCCUUCAGAGAGGAACAGCUGCCCAACAUCAGGGUAAUCGAGAUGCCCUAUGCUUAUCAGUGCUGCGUGUUUGGAGCGUGCAACGGCUACAGAUCCAACGCUCAGUGGGAGGAAACGACGGGCACAGAGGAGGAGGAGCUUCAGAAAAAGGCUCUCGGUCUCGUUCCGAUUCAUUCUGACUAUGAUCCUGAUCUGGAGGAAUUCCAGGCAGCCAUUGAAGAGUCCAAACUCCAAACUAGUGUCCAGUGCACCCCUGUCCCAGGUCCGUUUAAGCCGUGUGACGCGCUGUUCGACAGCUGGUUGGUGCGUUUGGGGAUGUGGAUCGUUUCUCUCGUCUCUCUGCUGGCCAACAUUCUCCUUGUGCUCUCCGUCUUUGCCUCGCCCAGCUACCUCUCGCCUGUUAAGUUCAUCAUCGGCUCCAUCGGCGCCGCUAACCUGCUCACUGGGCUCUGCGUCUGUGUGUUGGCGCUAAUCGACGCUCUGACCUUUGGCGAGUUUGCUUCCUACGGUGCACGCUGGGAAACGGGCGUCGGUUGCGGAGCAACGGGGUUCAUCUCUGUAGCAGCAUCAGAAUCGUCCAUCCUGUUCCUGGUGCUUGCGGCGGUUCAGUGCAGUGUUUCCGUGUCGUUUGGGAAGUCGCCGUCUCAUGGCAGCGUCCGAUGCGCCGCGGCGGUCUGCGUGACGCUUUCGCUGGUCUCUGCAAGCCUGCCUCUGCUGGGGGUGGGGAAAUUUGGAACCACGCCGCUUUGUAUCCCCUCCCCUCUUCCAGAUGCCCCGCCCACCACAUUGGGCUUCAUGGUAGCUCUGAUUAUGAUGAACUCUCUCUGUUUCCUGCUCAUCACGAGCACCUAUAUUAAGCUCUACUGGGAUCUGAUGAAGGGGAACUUCGACAGCGUGUGGGACUGCGCCAUGAUCAAACACGUCGCCUGGCUCAUUUUCACCAACUGCCUGCUUUAUUGCCCUGUCGCGUUCCUCACGUUCGCCUCCCUGCUCUCGCUCAUCCCUGUCAGCGAGGACGUGAUCAAAUCCGUCCUUCUGCUGCUCCUCCCGCUGCCGGCGUGCGUCAACCCGCUGCUUUACCUCCUCUUCAACCCGCAUUUCCGCGAGGAUGCAAAGCUCCUCCUGAACCGAGCUCGCCUGGUGCAGGACCGCGUUCUCGAUUCCUUCGUCUCUGUGGAGAUAGAGAAGAGCUCGUGCGACUCCACCCAGGCACUCGUGCCUUUUUGCUCCGAGGCAGACGCAACGCUCGAGGGCUCUGUGCCACUCGUGCCGUGCCAGCUGCAGAUGACGAAUAAAGAAAAUGCCAAAAAGGAAGAAAACGUCUGGAGCAAAAGGAUGGACACUCCGAGAGGAAGCUCUCACAUCUCUGGAGUUUAUCAGUCUUCACAUCCCGUGUGCCACUCGUAAAUCUCGUCGGACCUUGCUCAGAUAUCAGAACCCUUCCAAUUAGGAGAAAGACAUUUAUCAUGGACAAAAUUCUGUUACUGUUUGAUAACUGAGUAAAUAAAUAUGGACUCAAACUGCUGGACCCAACAGGUUCAUACAAUAGGCAGGUGAAAUAUUUCAAAUCCCACCAUACAUUAAUGGUUUGUACAAAAAUGAAAAGCACACAAUGUCAUCCAAAUGUAGUCGAUCAGCUGACAUGUGUUUGCUGUCUAAUGUUGUCUAAACUAGCAGCUAUAAGUUUGUAUUACUUCUUAGCAAAAUCCACGUCUGCACCACGGCAGCUUGUUUACACCACAUAUUACUCAGAUUUAUCUAGCAAUUGCGACCUAACAUCACAGUGACCCCAUGACAUCACAACUGCGAUUUUUUUAUCAUCUUUUUAGCUCGCCGUUAUAACAUAACGUCGUUUCACUGCGACGCGACGUCACGCAAUUGUGACAGAGUAUCAACCAAUUACGACUUUUCGUAAUCCCAUCAUCGUGACAUAACGUCGCACGAUUCCGACAUAACACCAUGCACUUGCGACUUUUUUUUUUAUCUCGCUAUCGUGCCAUAACAGUCAAUUGUGAUUUUAGGUCUCUCCGCUGCAACAGAAAAUCACAACAUCGUGACAACAUGCAAUAGCUACUUUUUAUCUCGUGAUUACAACAUAACCUCACACAAUUGCAACGUAUCACACAACCGUGACUUUUUACUCUCCAUUGCGAUGCUGACGUGCAGUUGCAACUUAUAUUGUAACUGAGGGCGCACGGUGGCUUAGUGGUUCACCUCACACCUCCAGGGUCGGGGGUUCGAUUCUCACCGUGGCCCUGUGUGUGUGGAGUUUGCAUGUUCUCCCCGUGCUGCGGGGGUUUCCUCCGGGUACUCCGGUUUCCUCCCCCAGUCCAAAGACAUGCACGGUAGGCUGAUUGGCGUGUCUAAAGUGUCCGUAGUGUAUGAAUGGGUGUGUGAGUGUGUAUGUGAUUGUGCCCUGUGAUGGAUUGGCACCCUGUCCAGGGUGUACCCCGCCUCAUGCCCCAUGCUCCCUGGGAUAGGCUCCAGGUUCCCCGUGACCCUGAAGAAAGGAUAAGAUAGAAUAUGUAUAGAAGAUCUAUGGAUCUCGUAACUACGAGGUUUUUUUCCCUCACAAUUGAUUCUCACAACUGCUUCCUUUUCCAAUACCCAAAUCCGAACCACAUUAAAACCCAGCAGUGUGUAAACAAGCCAUAUAUAUGUUGUUGUAGGUUGAUGCAGGUUGGUUAUGGGUAGGAAACAGCCUUAUAACCAUAGCUGGGAGAUAAGCAUAACCUCACGACCGCUAGAUAACAUGUUGUGAGAUAUAUCUGUGUAAUAUGCGAAAACAAGCGUCCAUUCUCCGCUCAUAAAACUCAUCAGAGCCGGAACGGACAUUGUGUACAUUUCAUUUUUGCCUGAACUGUUCCUUUAAUAUUAAUAAUGUGAAAAUGGUUGCUCUAGCCAUCUAUACCUGUUCAUUAGGGGUGUUUUAAAUAAAACACGACUUAUCUAAAAUGAUCAACAGGGAGGCUCCGAUCAGGAUAUUUGGAGCCGAUAUGAUUACUCGUCAUCGUGAUCAGCCGAUCCCGAUCGUUCGAGCUUUAUAUAAGUGACAUGUAAGCUUUCUUAUAGAUUGUUGCUUUAAUUGAGAAUCAAAUAAAUAAGCGCAACAAAUAUUCGUUUUCCAUUACGCCAACAUUUUAAUAGGCCUUUAUAAAAAUGCACGGCAAAUGAGGAUAUUUUUCAUCGUUUCUUGAGACCUAAUAAUUAAUAAUUCCACACCGGCGAUGGCAUGACUGUGGCGCUAAAGUUUAACGCCAUCAUGUGAUUUACAUCCUCAAAUCGCGAUCGGUUCAUGAGAUCAGACAAAUUUACAGGCUACCGAUCGAGUCGUAGAACGUGAUUAUGGGCGAUCGAUCGGAGCAUCCCUAAUGAUAAAUCAAACACGUACUACGUUAAUAAACAUUGUAGUUCAUUAAGCAUCGGCAGGUCUUCGCUCGCCAACUCGCAAAUAAAAACUGUUUUAAAGAUUAAACUGGAAUCUAAAUGUUUAGGGUGCAACAGUCUCACAUUGGACAUAGAUACGCAUUCAGUGGGUUUAGUUGUUUUUAACACGUGUAAAUGUAAUCAGAGAAACAGCCGUGGAUUAGACUGUACUACAGCGCGGGGGUUCUCCUUUUCACAGUUGUAAAGUAGCUAGCUAUUAUGUAUAAAAUAUAAAUAUAACUACCUCUGAACUAGCAUGCUCAUUUCCUUAUUUUUUAAAAAAAAACAUUUUUUUACCCAGAGUGUGUUUUGAGUCUAUUCUUUUUUUUUAUUAUUAUUAUAUAAAUAUAUAAAAUGUAUAUGAAAAAAAAAUAAAAAAUUUAUAUCGACAUUUGAAGCCGCUUAGUUUGCAAUCCAGACAUGCUAUUUUGGAUGUACAUAUUUUCAUAUUUCUGUAAACAUAUGGUGAAAAAUGAUUUAAUAAAGUUUAUUAGUUUCAUACA
Molecule: messenger RNA, 5606 nt
Organism: Ictalurus punctatus (channel catfish)
Lineage: Eukaryota; Metazoa; Chordata; Actinopteri; Siluriformes; Ictaluridae
Gene: lgr6
Product: leucine-rich repeat-containing G-protein coupled receptor 6
Exons: 18
Coding region: 340-3084 (914 amino acids)
Biological process (GO): G protein-coupled receptor signaling pathway
Cellular component (GO): membrane
Molecular function (GO): G protein-coupled receptor activity; protein binding; protein-hormone receptor activity
Source: RefSeq, a predicted model, not a curated record